Schizophyllum commune H4-8 is the source of this 2112-nucleotide messenger RNA. Its product is annotated as MFS general substrate transporter. Lineage: Eukaryota; Fungi; Basidiomycota; Agaricomycetes; Agaricales; Schizophyllaceae. The record is from RefSeq and is a predicted model, not a curated record. The transcript is spliced from 8 exons. The coding region runs from base 61 to 1938 and encodes 625 amino acids. Gene Ontology annotation, biological process: transmembrane transport. Gene Ontology annotation, molecular function: transmembrane transporter activity.
CCUGAGCCGAACCUGGGACCUGAGCUGCUGCACUAACGCGUCUCCUUAUCAGAGGCCACCAUGUCCUCUCACUCUUCUGAAGACCCGUCCUCCGCGCACGACCACCGUCGCCAGUCGUGCAACUCGAUGCUCGAGUCCUAUACUGCCCACGAAGACACUACCGACGAGUCGGAAGUAGAGCCUGGGUCCCCUGCAGACUCAGACGACAUACUCGGCAGAUGUAGAAGCCCAAGCCAUGAGCUCUCUGCUCGCUCGCGCGAAGAGAUCCUCGCUGCCCAGAAGCGACGUGCCACCUUCAUUCGGGGGCUUGCUCUCCUCUGCGCAUGCAGCCUUAGUGUUGGCUCUCAUUAUGCAUCGUACGUCCUAGGACCACUGAAGAGUCGCUUGGCACGCGAGCUCGGAGCCAGCCACACCGAGUUCAGCCUUCUCUUCUCUGCGUAUAGCUUGAAUAGCACCUGGACCAGCCUUGUCGGAGGCGCUCUUGCUAGCAAGAUAGGGACGACCGCGACCAGCAUCAUUGCUACGGGAAUCAUCCUCGUCGGCCAACUUAUCCUCUUGCUCGGCCAUACAAUUGGCAGCAUACGACUCAUGGCCCUCGGCAUGUUUAUCUUUGGUAUCGCAGUCAGCCCCCUCGCCGUCGUACAAGAGACCAUAAUCGUCCGCUUCUUCCGCUCGCACGGUCUCGGCGUUUCCCUGGCGCUCGGCCUUCUCGCUGGCAAAGGCGCUUCCUUCUUAUCGGCGCGUACGGCAUACCCUCUGAGCGCGCACUUUGGCCCCAACGCACCGUUCUUCGUCGCCGCGGGGCUGGCGACGUUCUCCUUCGUGGUGAACCUGCUGUAUGUCGCUGCUUCGAGGUGGCUGGUGGACGGGGCGUGCGCGGAUUUGGAGGCGGCGGAUGUGGAGGAGGAGGCGAAGCGGAGGUGGUCGAUAGAUAUCACGGAAGCUCAGGCGUUGGAGAAGGUCGCGGCGAAGAAGCGCGUACGUCUGCGCUCCGUGGUAAAGCUGGGGGAUGUAUUCUGGGCAUAUGUUUUCUUGAAUGUGCUAUGUGGUUCCAUCUGGUCGCCCUUCGUCCAUCUUGCUGCAAAUAUAAUCGAGACACGAUACUCUCUGCCAGAGGCUUCCGCGGCGAGUCAGGCUUCGUACCUCCUUGCAGGCAGUCUUAUAAUGUACCCCUUGUGUGGCUUCCUGGUCGAUAGGUUCAAGCAUCGACCCAUCGUUAUCCAGCUACUUGUGUGCUCGUCCACCUUGACGCUCUUCUGCUACGCGUGGCUGGCGCUUUCGACGAAUACACCAAUACCCGGGAUUUUGGCCUUCGCCAUUGGUCAUGGCUUUUCACCUUUACUACUCGUCGUGUUGGUGCCCAAGAUCGUGCCUCUCAAAUUUGUUUCCACCGCGCUCGGUGUACAUAAGAGCCUUGAGAAUUGCGGCUCGACGAUUUUCCAGACCAUUGCCGGCCUCGCUCUCGAUAUUCACAAGAGCAAGGCGGGCCCUUCGACCAAUCCGACAUCGCUGCAACGGCUGCUAAACAUCUUCCUCGUACUCAACAUCUUCCAGCUGGCAGCCAUCGUCACCCUGGCAUGGCUGCAGAAACGGCGGACGACUGCUCACGUGCACACCCAUGAUAGCCGAUCUUCAUGCACGGUGGUCGAUAGCCACUCGAGCGCGUCUCCGGAUGGACGCAGGUCGCCCUCAUCAGAGGACGCGCGCGCCUCGCAGCUUCUGCUUCCACCUUCAGAAGGCGACUCGGGCGCUGGCUAUGCGUCCAUCACCCGAGCCAAACUACGCGGGGAGGCGCGCCUGCGAGCGGAGACGGCCCGAGGUCGAAUCUUCGCCUCGAUCUGUGGCUGCCUCGUCGUUUCUUGCUGGGUGCUGUUUAUGGGGACGGCGUACUUUCGGAUGGGCUUGAAGGACGUACCAGGAAAGGGGAUCCAGAGAUGAAUGAAGGCCGAAGGUGAAAUGAACUGUAUCUAUCUAUUAGUCACCUACCCAGAUCGUGCGUUGUAUCGCAGGUGAAGUUUACGUCUCUGUGCAUAGUAUACCUGAUAGGCUGCGUCUAUACCAUCUCGCUUGGCUGAUCGAUACGGGUGAUGGUCGAGAUACGGGUUAUAAACG